AUGACUGAGGAGCUCGACAUUCUCAUUCUUGGCGCAGGCAUCUCCGGCGUCAACGCCGCGUACCGCGUGCGGACGGAGCUGCCCGAUAGCUCCUUCGCGGUGCUCGAAGCCCGUGACGUCGUCGGUGGGACGUGGUCUUAUUGGAAGUACCCUGGAUUCCGAUCCGACUCGAACAUGACCAACUUUGGCUUUGGGUGGCAUCCAUGGCCCCACGACAAGAAGAUUAUUGAAGGAGCACCCAUUGCCGCCUACAUUGAAGAUGCUGUCAAGACGCAUCACAUCGACAAGCACAUCCGGUUCCAGCACAAAGUCUUGUCAUCAAAUUGGGACAGCGAUGAGGCACGAUGGACUUUGGAAUGCCGCACUCCGGAAGGGAAAAAGAAGAUCAAAGCAAAGUUUCUCUUCAUGUGCUCCGGGUACUACUCGUAUGAGAAGGCCCUGGAGACACAUAUCCCCGGAAUCGAGACGUUUGAGGGGAAGACGAUUCACCCUCAGUGGUGGCCCGAAGAUCUCGACUACGCUGGGAAACGCGUCAUCAUCAUCGGCUCCGGUGCCACCACCAUGACCUUGUUCCCCAGCAUCGCCAAAACGGCUGGCUCCACCACAAUUCUGCAGCGCAGUCCAUCGUAUGUCUUGGCGUUGGGCGCAGAAUCACCGGUAGACAAGGCAGCUAAACGAUUCCUGCCGCUGGUCCUGGCGAACUGGUUCAUCCUGCUCAAGGACCUCCUGCUGGAGACAGUCUUCAUCCAGAUCGUCCUGGGGUUCCCCAACUUGGCCAAGCAGGUCCUCAGGUUCGAUGCCAAGCGCCGGCUUCCGAAGGAUUAUCCUGUAGACAUCCACUUCAAGCCCAAGUACAACCCCUUCGAGCAGCGCCUCAAUAUGUGCCCAGAUGGUGAUGUUUUCGAGACACUGCACCGACCGAACACGGAGAUUGUCACGGAUCAUAUCGAGUCUGUCCAAAAGGACGGCAUUCUCACCAAAUCAGGCCGCCACCUCCCUGCCGAUAUCAUCGUCACGGCGACCGGCCUGCACGUGCAGCUUUUCGGAGGGACGGAUGUGACAGUCGACGGCGUUCCCGUCAAAGUGGGAGAGAAGUACACCUGGCGCGGAUGCAUGCUCGACGGUGUGCCGAACGCAGCGGCAAUCAUCGGCUACGUCACGCAAACCUGGACUCCUGGCGCCGACACCGUGACCCGGCUUUGCAUCCGUGUCAUCAAGCAGAUGCAAAGGACCGGUGCCGUCGCUGCCACCCCCGUCUUGUCGGACGAGGAGAAGAAGAACUCGCCCAGGUUGCCUUGUGUAGAUGCCACAUCCAACUACUUCACCCGUGCGCAUGGCCGGAUGCCGGUGGUGACUAACCAAGGACCUUGGUAUGGAAGGAAGAACCUUAUUGUGGACAAGCUGGCGCUCUGGUUUGGAAGUGUGACGGUAGGCAUGGACUAUCGCUUGGCAACCAAGUCAAAGGACAUUUGA
Colletotrichum orchidophilum is the source of this 1473-nucleotide messenger RNA. RefSeq names its product monooxygenase. Bases 1 to 1473 code for a protein of 490 amino acids. NCBI's taxonomy places the organism in Eukaryota, Fungi, Ascomycota, Sordariomycetes, Glomerellales, Glomerellaceae. The transcript has a single exon. The record is from RefSeq and is a predicted model, not a curated record. Gene Ontology annotation, molecular function: NADP binding; flavin adenine dinucleotide binding; N,N-dimethylaniline monooxygenase activity.